UUCUAAGGAAAUUGAUUUUUUUUUCAAAUUUAAGGAGUUUGAAAUUUUUAAAAAUUUGUUAAAUAUGACGAUAAUAAUUUUUCUUGUUGAUACGAGUGCUUCAAUGUUGCAAAGAACAUAUUUGGGGACUACAUACUUAGAUUAUGCAAGACUAGCAAUAGAACAAUUUCUUAAGCAAAGACAACGGGAUCCAGCAUCAAGCGGGGACAGAUACAUGUUGAUGACGUUUGAAGAUUAUCCACAAAAUAUCAAGUCGGGAUGGAAAGAAAGCCAACGGAUAUUCAACGAACAAUUAAAAAAUCUUAAAGCAAAAGGGUCGUUAAAAUUUGAGUCUUGUCUCGACUCUGUCCUAAGGCUUUUACUUGUUAGUCGAAUGCAGAGCGGUUCUGGCGCGUCAAUCGAAGCCUUUGGGUUUGGGAGGUAUCCAAGCUAUGCAGAACAUGUGGUUAUCAUUCCAGUGAUUGAUGGCUCUUCUUUGCCGUUGCCUGAUUCUGAAGUCUGA
Meloidogyne enterolobii is the source of this 502-nucleotide messenger RNA. Lineage: Eukaryota; Metazoa; Nematoda; Chromadorea; Rhabditida; Meloidogynidae. The record is from the annotation of a GenBank genome assembly.